Molecule: messenger RNA, 2800 nt
Organism: Juglans microcarpa x Juglans regia
Lineage: Eukaryota; Viridiplantae; Streptophyta; Magnoliopsida; Fagales; Juglandaceae
Product: inorganic pyrophosphatase TTM2
Exons: 14
Coding region: 370-2664 (764 amino acids)
Cellular component (GO): cytoplasm
Molecular function (GO): kinase activity; protein binding; ATP binding
Source: RefSeq, a predicted model, not a curated record
CGUUAAAGAAAAAGGGGAAAAUGUCGCCAUUAAAUAUUCUUCUCUCUCCGUCUCGGUGACCCCGUUCCUUUCUCUAUCAUUCUUUUUCUCCCGGGAGUGUGAAGCAGAUUCUCUAGAAUUCCCACUUCCCACAAAAAUCCAAAUCGCAUUCGUUUCUGGACCCCGAAAGAAAACGAGUAGGAACGGUAACAUAUAGGAGAAACCGACUUUGUAGGCUGGCCAGGUUUCUUGGGUUUUGUUUUCCUUUACUUGUUGAACUGAUCGUGACUCGUUGCUAGUGAAAGAAGCAACUCGCUCUGCGACUCGUUCGUGCUUCCGUCAUCACCAAGAUUGCACAUUGGUUUGGCAGAGGGAGCUGGCAUAUUUGCAAUGGUUCAAGAUACUUCUUGUGGUGAUUUACGUCAGAGACAGCCAGUUCUGUUAAAAGAUCAAGUCCAAUUGGUUAAGAGAAAGAAUUGUGAUCGAUAUGAGAUUGCUUCAAUUCAAGACCCUUUGUCAUUUGAGAAGGGUUUUUUUAUAGUAAUCAGGGCAUGCCAAUUGCUAGCCCAAAAGAAUGAGGGAAUAAUAGUGGUAGGUGUGGCAGGUCCUUCUGGGGCUGGAAAAACUGUGUUCACAGAAAAGAUACUCAACUUUAUGCCCAAUGUUGCUGUUAUUUCGAUGGACAACUACAAUGAUUCUAGUCGAAUCGUUGAUGGCAACUUUGAUGAUCCACGCUUGACAGACUAUGACACUUUGCUCCAGAAUGUCCAUGAUUUAAAGGGAGGGAAGGAGGUCCAGAUUCCAAUUUACGAUUUCAAGUUUAGCUCCCGUACAGGAUACAGGAAACUUGAAGUCCCAAGCUCUCGUAUUGUGAUCAUUGAGGGCAUCUAUGCUUUGAGUGAAAGGUUAAGACCUCUGCUGGACCUCUGUGUGUCUGUAACCGGUGGAGUUCACUUUGACCUUGUCAAAAGGGUUCUGCGGGAUAUACAGCGUGCUGGCCAAGAACCAGAAGAAAUAAUUCAGCAAAUAUCUGAAACGGUAUAUCCAAUGUACAAGGCCUUUAUUGAGCCAGAUCUCCAAACAGCACAUAUAAAGAUCAUCAACAAAUUCAAUCCAUUUAAUGGAUUUCAGAGUCCUACUUAUAUAUUGAAGUCAGCGAGGAAGGUGAUGGUGGAUCAAGUCAAGGCCAUUUUCACCAAACAUCAUACAGAAACAACAGAGCAGACUUAUGAUAUAUACCUUCUUCCACCUGGUGAAGAUCCAGAGGCUUGCCAAUCAUAUCUAAGGAUGCGGAACAAAGAUGGAAAAUACAGUCUCAUGUUUGAGGAAUGGGUGACAGAUAAUCCAUUUGUUAUUUCACCAAGAAUAACUUUUGGGGUUAGUGUGCGUCUUCUUGGUGGACUAAUGGCCUUGGGGUACACAAUAGCAGCAAUUCUUAAGAGGAGCAGCCAUGUAUUCUCUGAUGAUAGAGUCUGUGUAAAAAUUGAUUGGCUGGAGCAACUGAAUCGUCAUUAUGUUCAGGUGCAAGGAAAGGAUCGCUUAUUUGUAAAAUAUGUUGCUGAGCAGCUGGGAAUGGAAGGUUCAUACAUUCCUAGGACCUAUAUUGAACAAAUUCAACUGGAAAAGCUUGUAAAUGAGGUCAUGGCCCUCCCAGAAGAUUUGAAGACAAAGCUGAGCCUAGAUGAGGAUCUGGUUUCAAGCCCCAAAGAAGCUCUUCCUAGAGCUUCUGCAGAUAGAGUGGCCUUGAGAAAUAAGCAUCUUAAGAGUGGUAUGUCACAUUCAUAUUCAACCCAGAGGGACAUGAAUCUGGCCAAGCGUACUGGAUACACUGCCAACAGUAGAAGGUUUGAUGAGAGAAACACGGAGUCCCCGGCAACAGUGGCAAACCAGCUUUCAGAACAAAUCUCCUCACUGAAUGAUAGAAUGGAUGAAUUUACAAAUUGUAUUGAAGAGUUGAAUUCCAAGUUAACCAUCAAGAAAAGUUCUUCCAGCCAACAAAACAUGUCUAUUCAAGCAGACGCCUGCAAUGGCUUUGCUCCCACUUCUUACUUCAUCUCUACUUUAAGCAAUGGUUCGUUGACUGGGUCCGUAAUGCCUAAUUCAUCAUCUUCAUCCCAGCUGGCUAAAGAGUCUCCUUUGAUGGAAGAGCAAAGUUCAAGUUGCAAUUUUAUCAAGCUGCUUGGCAGUGUACCUUAUCUUGAAAAGCUCACUGGGCGUAUCUACUUCACAAAGUACUUAAGUAUAGGUGAUGAUCGAGGAAGACUUUCAGUUACAUAUAGCCAUUUGAAGAUUAUCGAAUUAUAUCAAGUAAGUUUUGAAGAUAUGAAAGAGAUACUUGUUGUUCUCCACUUGAUUACGAACUCUCCUAAUUUGAAGGAACUUCAAAUCUCGGGUUCCUCAAACACACUAGCUGCUAUGGAAGCAACUGAUUUGGAUUUUUGGGAUAAAGAAUGCCCUUCGCCUUGCUUAUUUGAGAGACUUAAAGUUGUGAAGAUGACAGAGAUGUCAGGGGUACCACAUGAAAUGGAAUUUAUCAAGUUUUUGCUUGAAAGGUCUCCAGUGCUCGAGGUAAUGAGUAUCAUGCCUUGUCCAUCUGUUAUGGACGGAAGAUUGAAUAUGUUGAUUGAGUUGGUGAGGUUUCGCCGGGCUUCUGCACGAGCAGAAAUUUUAUUCAUCCAAUGCUAAACAUUUUGCAUGUCAUGUAAAGUUUCUUUCAUUUUCUCAUCUGCCUGUUGUUUCAUAGCUUUUACCAGAGUUUGAUUCCUACUGCAUUGUAUAAAACCUUAAUGUGAAAUUAUAGUGCAUAAAUUUUGCUGUUGAA